CAGGAUCUGUGAGUGCUUCAGUCUGACAGCCACAAGAGUUGACAAGUUGGUGUAAAAAGGGCAGAAAAUGGACAUUAAUCCACCCAAGUUAAAAACUGCGAUUACUGCCAAUGAAAGGCUGCAAAAGUUGAAAGAAGCUUUUGAAACAAAGUAUGGAAAAUCUCCUCUUUUCUAUGCUUGUGCACCAGGAAGGGUAAAUCUCAUAGGAGAGCACAUUGAUUACUGCGGCUAUUCUGUGCUCCCGAUGGCUAUUGAACAGAAUAUCCUCGCAGCCGUCUCAGUGAACAAUUCAGGGACAAUCGAGCUUGCCAACACAAAUCCUCAGUACAAUGUUUUCACUGUAUCAUGUUCAGAGGACAUCGCCAUUGACAGAGACAAUCCAAAAUGGCAUUAUUAUUUCCUCUGUGGCGUUAAAGGUAUUCAGGAGAAGUGUGGGAUUGCUCCUUUAUCAGGGAUGUCGUGUGUCGUUGAUGGGACCAUUCCUCCGAGCUCUGGCCUGUCCAGUUCUAGUGCCUUAGUUUGUUGUGCCGGGCUCGUAACAAUGGAGGCAAAUCAGAAGUCCCUCCCCAAGGUGGCUCUGGCUGAGAUAUGUGCCAAAUGUGAGCGCUACAUUGGCACAGAGGGAGGGGGCAUGGACCAGUCCAUCUCCUUCCUGGCAGAGAAAGGAACUGCAAAGCUGAUAGAGUUUCAGCCUCUGCGGGCCACUGAUGUCAAACUCCCAGACGGGGCCGUGUUUGUGAUUUCUAACUGCUGCGUGGAGAUGAACAAAGCUGCUUCUUCUCACUUCAACAUCCGUGUCGUGGAGUGUCGGAUCGCCACAAAGAUGCUGGCCCAGGCGCGCGGUCUGGACUCGAGCAGGUUGUUGAAGCUGGCGCAGGUUCAGACGGAGCUCAAGGCGUCUCUGGAGGAGAUGCUGGCUCUGGUGGACGAGGUGCUGCAUCCUGAGCCAUACACCCGAGAGGAGAUCUGCAAGGCGCUGGGCAUCACCUCCGAGCAGUUCUCCACUGAGCUGCUGAGCGCUAACACUCAGCAUGUGACUCACUUCAAGCUGUACCAACGAGCCAAGCAUGUGUACGGUGAAGCUGCGCGGGUGCUGCGCUUUAAGAGUGUGUGUGAUUCUGAACCCGCUGAAUCCGUACAGCUUCUAGGAGACCUGAUGAACCAGAGCCACGCAAGCUGCAGAGACCUGUACGAGUGCAGCUGUCCUGAACUGGACCAACUGGUGGACCUCUGCCUGAAGUCGGGGGCAGUGGGCUCUCGGCUGACAGGAGCAGGCUGGGGCGGCUGUGCUGUUUCCAUGGUUCCCAGCAAGAAAGUGGAGUCUUUCUUACAGGCAGUGAGGGAAGCUUACUACCUCUCCGAUCCUCGCAGAGCAGCGAUGGAAAAACAAAGUUUGUUCGUAACAAAGCCGGGUGGAGGAGCUGCUAUUUUCCUUGAGGAGUGAAAUACAUCGUCCAUGUCUAAUUGCACAGCUAUAAUUCAAUCUCUAAUACACUCAUGCAGGGAAAGACAUUGAUUUUUUUUCUUUUCUUUAAUUAAGAUUAUUCUUGAAGGGCCAAACAUUGAUAUCAGGGGUGCAUUAUUUCAAUUUAUUUACAAAGGGAAUUUCUUUUUGUGUUAAAAUAUGCUUUUCAAAAUCAUGAAUGUUUUUGUAAUAAAAUGAUUUUCUAUAGCUAACGCACUGUCUUACUGU
Messenger RNA from Scomber japonicus (chub mackerel), 1693 nucleotides. RefSeq names its product galactokinase 2 (gene galk2). The record is from RefSeq and is a predicted model, not a curated record. Gene Ontology annotation, cellular component: cytosol; cytoplasm. Gene Ontology annotation, biological process: carbohydrate phosphorylation; galactose metabolic process. The coding region runs from base 68 to 1444 and encodes 458 amino acids. Gene Ontology annotation, molecular function: ATP binding; galactokinase activity. Lineage: Eukaryota; Metazoa; Chordata; Actinopteri; Scombriformes; Scombridae. The transcript has 10 exons.